CGACGGAUGUGCAGGUCACCUGACCGUCACAUGAUCUGCGACGGAAGUGCUGGUCAGCCGACCGUCACGUAAUCUGCAGCCGAUAGCUAGUCAUUUUGGGAACCGCUUGUUUGUCGCCUUUGCCAUCUUCGUUUUUGCGCGAUGGCCGGCCGCGGGAAGCUGAUCGCCGUGAUCGGCGACGAAGACACUUGCACCGGAUUUCUCCUCGGCGGCAUCGGCGAACUCAACAAGAACCGAAAACCGAAUUUCUUGGUGGUGGAGAAAGACACGAGCAUCACGGAGAUCGAGGAGACCUUCAAGGGCUUCCUGGCUCGCAACGACAUCGGCAUCAUCCUCAUCAACCAGUUCAUCGCCGAAAUGAUUCGCCACGCCAUCGACGCCCACAUGCAGUCCAUCCCGGCCGUGCUGGAGAUCCCGUCCAAGGAGCAUCCCUACGACGCUUCCAAAGACUCCAUCCUUCGGAGGGCCAAGGGCAUGUUCUCGGCCGAUGACUUCCGAUAAAAUAUAACCGACCCUGCGACGCUCCCAUAUUUGGUCCUUCUGGUCCCCGGAGCUAAAGUGUGCUCGUUUCGUCAUGUGUUGUGUUAUAAAUGACCACGAUAAAGUCUGAUCAAAAUGGUGA
Messenger RNA from Syngnathus acus (greater pipefish), 622 nucleotides. It is a transcript of the gene atp6v1f, whose product is annotated as ATPase H+ transporting V1 subunit F. Gene Ontology annotation, biological process: proton transmembrane transport. The record is from RefSeq and is a predicted model, not a curated record. The coding region runs from base 142 to 501 and encodes 119 amino acids. Gene Ontology annotation, molecular function: proton-transporting ATPase activity, rotational mechanism. The transcript has 2 exons. Gene Ontology annotation, cellular component: proton-transporting V-type ATPase, V1 domain; membrane. NCBI's taxonomy places the organism in Eukaryota, Metazoa, Chordata, Actinopteri, Syngnathiformes, Syngnathidae.